AUGCAGGGAGCCCGGGUGCUGCUGCUGCUGCUGAGCCUGAGGCUACAGCUGGCCCAUGGUGUCAUCCCAGUGGAGGAGCAGAAUCCAGCCUUCUGGAACCAGAAAGCUGCCGAGGCCCUGGAUGCCGCCAAGAAGCUGAAGCCCAUUCAGACCUCAGCCAAGAACCUCAUCAUCUUCCUGGGAGACGGGAUGGGCGUGCCCACAGUGACAGCCACCCGGAUCCUAAAGGGACAAGAUCAAGGCAAGCUGGGGCCGGAGACACCCCUGGCCAUGGACCACUUCCCAUAUAUGGCUCUGUCCAAGACAUACAGUGUGGACAGACAGGUGCCAGACAGUGCCAGCACAGCCACGGCCUACCUGUGUGGGGUCAAGGCCAACUACAAGACCAUUGGCUUGAGUGCAGCCGCCCGCUUUGACCAGUGCGACACAACACGAGGCAAUGAGGUCAUCUCUGUGAUGUACCGGGCCAAGAAAGCAGGGAAGUCCGUGGGAGUGGUGACCACCACCAGGGUGCAGCAUGCCUCGCCAGCUGGCACAUAUGCACACACGGUGAACCGCAACUGGUACUCAGAUGCAGACAUGCCAGCCUCGGCGCUGCAGGAGGGCUGCCAGGACAUCGCCACGCAGCUCAUCUCCAACAUGGACAUUAAUGUGAUUUUGGGCGGGGGCCGCAAAUACAUGUUUCCUAAUGGGACCUCAGACCCUGAGUAUCCAGGUGAUGUCAACCAGACUGGAGUUAGGCUGGAUGGCCGGAACCUCGUGCAGGAGUGGCUGCAAAAGCACCAGGGGGCCCGAUAUGUGUGGAACCGCCAGCAGCUCAUUCAGGCAUCCCAGAACUCAUCCGUGACAUAUCUCAUGGGCCUCUUUGAGCCUGUAGACACAAAAUUUGAUAUCUACCGAAACCCGGAUCUGGACCCCUCCCUGAUGGAGAUGACGGAGGCAGCCAUUCGAGUGCUGAGCAGGAACCCCCGCGGCUUCUACCUCUUUGUGGAGGGGGGCCGCAUCGACCGUGGUCAUCACGAGGGCACAGCUUUCCUGGCCCUGACCGAGGCGGUCAUGUUCGACUCUGCCAUCGACAAGGCCGGCCAGCUCACCAGCGACCAGGACACGCUGACCCUGGUCACCGCCGACCACUCGCACGUCUUCUCCUUUGGCGGCUACACGCUGCGGGGCAGCUCCAUCUUCGGGCUGGCCCCUUUCAAGGCCCGGGACGGCAAGUCGUACACGUCCAUCCUGUAUGGCAAUGGCCCCGGCUACGUGCUGAAGUCUGGCGACCGACCCAACGUCACGGAGGUUGAGAGCGGUGCCCCCACCUACAAGCAGCAGGCGGCUGUGCCGGUGUCGUCGGAGACGCACGGAGGCGAGGACGUGGCGGUGUUUGCGCGCGGCCCGCAGGCGCACCUGGUGCACGGGGUGCAGGAGCAGAACUACAUCGCGCACGUCAUGGCCUUCGCUGCCUGCCUGGAGCCCUAUGAGGCCUGCGGCCUGGCGCCCCCGACCCUCCAGAGCACCCCUGGGGGUUCCAGCUCUGCUGCUGCCCCACUGUCGCUGACGCUGCUGCUUGGGACGCUGCUAUUGCUGCUGGGGGCAGUCGCCCAGCCCUGACCACGCGGCCCUCCGGGGAUCACUCCAGGGUCCGCGCAGUUGGUUCUCAUUCCCCCACCCAGUGCUCCCUAGGCCGGACUGCCUCCUUCCCCACGGGUCUCCACCUCAGGGUCCCCAUCACUCGUCCCGAGGCCCGUGUUGAGGGCCUCAACCUUAGCCCUCACCCUGGGCUGCCACCUCCACAGUACCCCCUCGGACUUCUACCAAGGAAUAGCCAUCUCUGCGAGAUGAGCCAGCCUCAGACCUGGAAGAGCUUCCCCUUUUCACUUGUGGACACUGGGUGGAUGUGCCGCAGAGGCGCCCUUGUGACUGAGCCUAUGACACUCACGCUUUCUUGGGGCUGCUCUCUGAUUCCCUUUUAGAACCUCAGCUGCCCACACCUUUGGAAAAAAGCAGGCUCACAGAAGGACUCUCCACCACACCUACUAGCCUUGGGGACGACCAAGAUGACAGCACCCCAGAGUGGUCCCCCACAGAGCCACAUCCAGAAACCCCUGGAGUACCCUAGGACUCAGGAAUGUGAGGAACCCCAGAGAGGCUGGCUUUCCUCCACCUUCCCACUGACCCUGCCACUGAUUCUGCAGGCCAAGGAGGCUGCUAGGGCCAAUCCCCAAUGGGCUGUGACACAGGGCUCAGCUGUCCCUCUCUGCCCCUCUCUUCACCCUAGAGGCCCAGUGGUGCCAUUACACAUACUAAAGAGGUGCCCCAAGAUACUCAGCAUCUUGAUGCUGGCCUCCCAAUGCCCAUUCCAGGCCAGGAAAUUCAAGAACCCUCCCAGACAUAAAAAUGGCAGGAAUGGAGGGGCUGCCCAGAGCAACCCUGGGCCCCUCCCGGGACCAUCUCAGGCUGCUCACAGAUUUCUGAACAAAGAAGACUCCCUGCCCUUCUGGGGUCCCUAUUCUCUUGAGAGAGACAAACCAAUAAUAAAAUAAGCUGUUGUACAAUAUGAUGUUGAAAAACCUUGAGCGAAUGAAGCCCCCAGAGUGCUUGCAGACAGCUGCGUGAUGGAGAUUAGGAGGCCAGGGAGAGGCU
This is a messenger RNA of Ictidomys tridecemlineatus (thirteen-lined ground squirrel), 2637 nucleotides long. RefSeq names its product intestinal-type alkaline phosphatase. The record is from RefSeq and is a predicted model, not a curated record. NCBI's taxonomy places the organism in Eukaryota, Metazoa, Chordata, Mammalia, Rodentia, Sciuridae. Gene Ontology annotation, cellular component: plasma membrane. Gene Ontology annotation, molecular function: alkaline phosphatase activity. Gene Ontology annotation, biological process: dephosphorylation.